Messenger RNA from Colletotrichum graminicola M1.001, 1269 nucleotides. RefSeq lists its product as uncharacterized. The record is from RefSeq and is a predicted model, not a curated record. NCBI's taxonomy places the organism in Eukaryota, Fungi, Ascomycota, Sordariomycetes, Glomerellales, Glomerellaceae. The coding region runs from base 1 to 1269 and encodes 422 amino acids. The transcript is spliced from 4 exons.
AUGGUGUCCGGCAAAUCAACCCCGGGUUCACUUGAAAUCAUCGAGACGGAAGAGAAAACCGACACUGUUACGGUGUACGCCGUCCCCGCUAAGCACAACGGCGGCGGCCCAGCUGAACUCAAAGCCGAGUUACCGCAGUAUUACACCGCUCCGCCAUGGAAGCUAAUGUGGGAUGACCUUUUACUGUUUAUCAGAAAAGCCCACCUCCUUCCUCUUGUUGUCCUCCCCCUCUGGUAUCCCCCCCGCCGGGAUGCAAAUUAUCCGAAGCUUGACCGCAAAUGGGUUCCUCCCAUGAUGGCUUCAACCACAAUCAUCAAUAUUGUGGACGCCUUUCAGAGCGUUUUUCAGAGAUUGGUUGACCCUAUGUUCCCCUCUGGAGAGAUGGAUGAGCUCUAUCCCUCAGUUGGAAAUCUCAUUUGCCUUGCGGCGCAUACGGUGCUCAUUGGAACCCAAUUGGCCUUUCUCGUUUCACUACCUCUCCUGGCCUUCUUCCCGUUCCACGUGUUUCUUCCUUAUUUUAUUGGCUUCAUCUUCGUCAACUACAUUGCAUGUAUUCCUCUUAACGCCGGCUGUAAUGGAGGAGUGCUCUUGUCGAGAGUGACACAGAAGGGGCCUGAUGAUGAGCAAUGGCUUUUUCUCAACGGAGUUUCGGUUGGCACGCAUUGGCUGCAGGGAAACCUGGAUAGACUGGACAGGACAUUUCACCGCCCUAUUCUGGGUAUCCACAACGAGACAGCUGGAAUCAUCUUUGACGUAAUACAAUGCCUCAUUGAGAGAUGCUUCUACUACGGCACUUCCGACACCCGAGCCUGUUAUGCCCUCAUUGCCGGAGCUCUGGGGGACCCAAAGAAGAACAGAGUCAUUCUUAUUCUUCAUUCUCAGGGCGCACGCUGGGGUGUAACCCAUUUCAAGAAGAGAGCCAAGACGCAGCGAAGAGAUGAAAAGGCAUACGGUCCUAUCAUGGACGCUCUUUCCCAAACCCCCAAGAGACAGAAUUCGUUCCAAGGACGUCUUUUUGAACUGAAGGGCAAAUGGGGCCAUUUGCUUAACCAGCAUUAUCUCGACAGAAUCCUGCCUCUAAACCGCACGUUGACUGCCGUCGAAGAGGGCGACAACCAUGAUUUCGAAACCUAUCUUGAUGAGAAAAGGACAAUGGGUAGACUGCUCACCCACAAAGACCACUCCAGGAUCAUGAAAAACAGCAAGCUCUGGAAAUACGUCAACGGCAAGAGGCCCAAUGAUCUGCUUUUGACCAACGGCUCCAAUUGA